AUGACCCAGCCGAGACUUCGAGGCUGCUGUGAUAGCUGCACUAAAAGCAAGCUCAAAUGCAGUGGUGAAAUGCCUUCUUGUCAGCGAUGUCGAAUACGAGGCCUAGACUGCGUAUACAGCCAAGCUCGGCGAGCUGGGCGUCCGCGUCUGAAGCCCAAGCAGAGCAAAGCAUUAAUCACAUCCUGUAUUGACCGGGGCGCACAAACGAACCUCAUCUGUUACAACGACCAACCAGUCAAUGGUCUAUCUUCUCUGGAAAACGAAUUACCGACCUUACCAAACCCAGAUAUCCUUCUGUCCUCUCCUGACUCACAAGAUAUCGCACUUUUGUUGCAGUAUCCUUGGACUUUAACACCAUGUCCCGGCUCAGAUGUCACCCAGCCCUCGAGCGUCUGCGAUUUGGAUGACUUGAUACUGCAGGAUAUACUGUUGAGUAAAGAUGAGGGUCUUGGCUCGGCCUCACCCGGGCAUUUGAAGCAAGAAUGGAACCAAGACAAUGCUCCUUUUAAUAAUGGCUCAGAAGACCCAUGUCCAGGAUAUGGUGCGACUAGCGAGUGGCCACCGAGCCAUACCUGCUCAAGCCUAGCAGGAUUUUACAAAGUCGCAGGCCUUGAAACAGACAAAUCCGAUGGACAUCUUCCAGAGCUCGACAUGGACAUCAACUCCAUCAUGGCCACAAUCACCGACAUCGUCAAACGACCACUCGGGUCAUGUCAUCUUGACGACCAUCCAUGUGCAACCUCUUGGCCCCAGCUACUGAGCAAAGCCCAACUGCUUAUGUAUAUCACUGGAUCGGGGAGCUCGUCCUCUCUACGUCUGGAUGCAGUAUUACAAGUCUCAUGGACAGCCGAGCAGGUGCAAAAGCGAAUUUCGGGAUGUCCGGUGUGUAUGUCUCGAAGCAUGGAGUUAUCCAGCGCGUUGGUUUUAAUGUACGACUGGAUCUCAUCUCGAAUUGCAGACGCUCUGGAGGAUCCUGCUGCUCUCCAGAGUUGUCGCCUGAAAAUCGGCGACUCGGUCCUAACAGGGCAAAACGGCAUUAUUGGCACAUAUGAACUCGUCAAAUACAGGAUCACGAGGGCCAUUCGUGUGAUAGAAGACAUUAACAGCACUAGUUGUACAGUAGGAGAAGGGAAGCCGAGUCGAUGGUACAAAAUGACCCGACUCAUGCUCGAAAUGGCUGAGAGUCGAUUAGAAGCGAUCUCUGGAGCGAUAGACCUUUUGGAAAGCGAGCAGUUCUGUAGUAUAUAG
Molecule: messenger RNA, 1248 nt
Organism: Fusarium tjaetaba
Lineage: Eukaryota; Fungi; Ascomycota; Sordariomycetes; Hypocreales; Nectriaceae
Exons: 1
Coding region: 1-1248 (415 amino acids)
Biological process (GO): regulation of DNA-templated transcription
Molecular function (GO): DNA-binding transcription factor activity, RNA polymerase II-specific; zinc ion binding
Source: RefSeq, a predicted model, not a curated record